Molecule: messenger RNA, 1128 nt
Organism: Vicia villosa (hairy vetch)
Lineage: Eukaryota; Viridiplantae; Streptophyta; Magnoliopsida; Fabales; Fabaceae
Product: metal transporter Nramp7.2-like
Exons: 2
Coding region: 1-1128 (375 amino acids)
Biological process (GO): metal ion transport
Cellular component (GO): membrane
Molecular function (GO): cadmium ion transmembrane transporter activity; nucleic acid binding; manganese ion transmembrane transporter activity
Source: RefSeq, a predicted model, not a curated record
AUGGUUCCUUGGUUAGUUUCUCUAUGCUCAAAGCCUUUGGCAUUAUUUUGCACCCUCGAAAUCAGAUUGGCACUCGAGAAAUCCUUUGGUGUCCGCCGGCUCCGGGUUGGAUUAAAUGCAACAUUGACGGUGUUGCCUAUGGUUCCCCUAUGUGUUGCUGCUUGUGGUGGAAUCUACCGUGAUGAUAAGGCUGUCAACAUGCUCAGUUUCAGUGUUUUUUUGAAUGAAGGAUCUCCUAUUUUUGCAGAAUUCAUGGCAGCUAUUAUAGCUAUUGAAAAGGCUAAGCAAUUAAAUUGGAAUAAGCUAUGGAUUGAAACGGAUUGUUUACUUUUGGCUUUGCACUUAAGAGGAAAACACCUUGCAGAAAUCUGUAAGGCUGAGUAUCCACUAUUCGGGAAGUACUGUUUAUGGAUACUAGCUGAGCUUGUUGUAAUCGCAUCAGACAUACCUGAAGUGAUUGGGACAGCAUUUGCUCUUAACAUACUAUUUCAUAUUCCAGUAUGGGGAGGAGUUUUGUUGACGGGAUGUAGCACGCUCUUGUUUUUUGGCCUUCAAAGAUUUGGAGUAAGGAAAUUGGAACUUCUGAUAUCAGUUUUAGUAUUUGUAAUAGCUGCUUGUUUCUUCGGAGAAAUGAAAUACGUAAAACCCCCUGCAUCUGGUGUAGUCGAAGGAGUAUUUGUCCCUAAACUCAAUGGAAAUGGCGUUGUAGCCGACGCUAUUGCCCUCUUAGGAGCUCUAAUCAUGCCUCACAAUAUUUUCCUCCACUCUGCUCUAGUGUUAUCAAGAAAAAUACUUGGUUCUGAGUGUGGUAUCAAUGAUGCAUGCAGAUACUUUCUCAUUGAAAGUGGUUUUGCUUUGUUUGUCGCAUUUCUAAUUAACAUUGCAGUGAUUUCCGUGUCUGCCACUGUUUGUACUGCCAAAGACAUUACUGCUGAAAAUGUUAAAAGUUGCAGUGAUCUUACCCUUAACUCAGCUUCUUUUCUUCUUAAGAAUGUAUUGGGACGUUCCAGCUCAAUCAUUUAUGCAAUAGCCUUGCUAGCUUAUGGACAAAGUUCUUCCAUAACUGGGACAUAUGAAGGAAAAAAAAAGUUAUUUCGUAGUUGUAUGCAUUCCAUCAUAAUUUUAUAA